GACACUAGAGAGAAUGCAAGUCUCAGGCACUUUAACGUUGGCUUUACUUUUCAGACCCAGAGUUUGCUGCCUGGUUAGGGUCGGGUUGAAAGAGAGGUGGUUUAGGGUUAUUGGGGUUAAGUAUUUAGUUGUAAUGGUCAGAAGGGUCAGGGUCAGGGAAUGUAUUAUGACAACGAGGGUCUUCCCGAGUAUACAAAGACAAAAGUGUAUGUGUUUGUGUGUGCAGGUUAUAGUCCAGAGGUCUCUGUCUGCCAAGUCUUUGUCUCAUGCUAAAGGUGGCAGUGUGCUUGGAGGCUACCUCAAACUGCUGCCCAUGUUCUUCAUUGUCAUGCCGGGCAUGAUCAGCCGAUCACUGUUCCCAGAUACGGUAGGUUGUGUGGAUCCAGCAGUGUGUCAGAGUGUGUGUGGAACUUCAGUUGGCUGCUCCAACAUCGCCUACCCUAAACUAGUGGUGGAGCUAAUGCCUGUGGGUCUGCGUGGUCUGAUGCUAGCAGUGAUGCUAGCUGCUCUGAUGUCAUCUCUGACCUCCAUCUUUAACAGCAGCUCCACUCUGUUCACACUGGACCUCUACCACAGAGCCAGGCCUGGAGCCUCAGAGAGGGAGCUCAUGAUAGUUGGAAGGGUGUUCAUCCUGGUCUUGGUGUGUGUUAGUCUGUUGUGGAUUCCGGUCAUCCAAACAGCCAACAGUGGACGGCUGUUUGAUUAUAUCCAAUCAGUGACCAGCUUUCUAGCUCCGCCCAUCACUGCUGUAUUCCUAAUGGCUGUCUUCUGGCCACGUGCCAACGAGCAGGUAGGUCUCACUCACACACACACAUGAAUUUAAGGAGCCAAAUUUACUUUUUAGUAAAUGUACUUUUAUUUAGGAAGACGCACCCUGUACAUGUAAAGGCAGAUUUUGUUAAGAGCAGUGAGCGAGGACCCAAACACAGGCAGAGACACAGGGGAGGAGGUUUUAAAGAGAAUGGGAUUUAUAGCUGGGGUUGAAGAUGGAGAAGGGGACAUGAUGAGGAAUGGCGAGCGUGG
Messenger RNA from Anarrhichthys ocellatus (wolf-eel), 1023 nucleotides. Its product is annotated as sodium/glucose cotransporter 4-like. Gene Ontology annotation, cellular component: plasma membrane. The coding region runs from base 14 to 817 and encodes 267 amino acids. The record is from RefSeq and is a predicted model, not a curated record. Gene Ontology annotation, biological process: transmembrane transport. The transcript is spliced from 4 exons. NCBI's taxonomy places the organism in Eukaryota, Metazoa, Chordata, Actinopteri, Perciformes, Anarhichadidae. Gene Ontology annotation, molecular function: D-glucose:sodium symporter activity.